Molecule: messenger RNA, 4330 nt
Organism: Dicrocoelium dendriticum
Lineage: Eukaryota; Metazoa; Platyhelminthes; Trematoda; Plagiorchiida; Dicrocoeliidae
Source: the annotation of a GenBank genome assembly
GAGACCAAGACGAUUUGGUUCUGUGGCGUUUCGAUGUGCCACUGAUGAAGACUAAUGAAUCUUUCGGAAACGUAAAUUUCAGAACUGCCUGUGUCAACUAGAGCUCGGAGAUGUACACCGUUAACGACAUCAGUAGUUGCACUUAGCAAACAGUCAAACGCCGCCGCCGCUGCAUGUGAGGAGGACAGUAUAGACGAUGUGUGUUUAUCGCACAGCGCAAACGUUUUGCUGCUCUCCCUGGGCUUAUAUGGAAUUGAGCGUAGAUGUUUGUGGAGAUUGCACUGCUCCUUCCCCCCAGUGGGCUUCGGUCAAUCGUGGUGUUUUUCUGUGCGACGAAUGCGCUUCCAUCCAUCGACAGUUGGGAAGGCACAUCAGCCAAGUGAAACAUUUGAAAAAAUCCUGCUGGCGCCCCACCCAGUUGGAGAUGGUUCGCUAUCUGGCUGCGGCGCACGUCAAUCGCUAUUGGGAACACGUGCUUUACGAACACAUGCUUGCUGGUCAACACCUCACACGAAGUGCAUCCGGUAGUGGUAGACAACCUAAAACACUGGCCAGAAAACCCAAACCGACCGAUCCACUGCACCCGAUCAAAGCGGAUUUCAUUCGUGAGAAGUACUUAUUCAUGGGAUUUUUCAAAAAGCCUCGCAGUGUGAAUCAGGAGGAUUUGGACCAGCAGUUACAUGCCAGUGUACGGACCGAUGUGUUGGAAAAGAGUUUACACCUGCUCAUAUCUGGCGCCAACCCUAACUUUAUACAUCCCACCAAGGGCACCUCUCCAUUACAUGUUGCGUGCUAUUAUGGUCGAAAUGGCCAAGUGGAGGUUCUCUUGGCCUACGGUGCCGAUUUGUGCGUCCGAGACGCUGCCGGUCAGACGCCGAUAGACGUUGCUAUAAGCCGUGCGUUGUCUGACGCCGAACUCACUUGUUCCCUGCCGAAUGCCUCUUCGUUGACACCGGAACAAAAGCUACGUCUCGCUUGGUCACCUCUAGUCGAUCUGCUCGUUAGCGCUUACUACGAAGUCACCGAUGGUUUGGCAUAUUUCCUCGCGCGCAGUGUGCCCGAUCACAAAGCAGCGGCGCUCGGCUCACCGGUGCACCACUUAUCUUCCUCACAAACUGACGCGUUGAACACCACUGCCUCCGUCUCCUCGUCACCACCUGUCACUGCGAAUAAUGGACACUUUCUCAUCCGCACCUCUGUGCUUCAGACUCUUAACGAACGUGCGUCUGGCGAUGGUCUCAAUGGUGCGGACCAUUGGAUUCAUGAGGCAAGGCGCAGACUGACUCAACUCUCCACACCUGCCAUCGAGGAUCUGUGCAUCGACGUGUACGAUGAAGCUGAAAGACGUCUAACCAACACUUUCGUAGAAAAUGUGGAUCCAACCGUCUCAUUACACAAAGUCAAUGGUUUCGCCGCUACCGGAACUGCCCAGUCCGACUUCGCUUCCCCAUCACACAAGCUCGCCAACGGAUCCUGUGGCGUGGAUCGAAAUUUGACCUUGUAUUUCCUUCCACCCAACACAACUUACUCUUCAGUUCGCAAUCAAGCGCGGCAAAAGUUGGGUCGUCUGUCCACAGUGGAAUUUCACACCCUUGUGCUCGAUGUCCUCGUAGAGGUGUCUGCGCAUUUACUUCCACUUUUCCCCCCUCUUCGUCCUCAGCACCAUAACGCAGUGCCCGCCACUAGUCGGCACCACCCUUAUUCCACAUAUUUCGCAGUCACUCCUUUGGAAGAACUUCCCGUAUCGGUCUCCAAGCGAUUGACUCCGUUGCCACCUCCUCCACUAGUGGAGCCCAGACUGUUGGGUUUGGGCUCCCCCACUGAACAACCAACUGCCCCAUUGACUGCAAAUUCCAGUCGCCCGAGCAGUCCUGAACUGGAUCCGACGCAAGAUGUUUCGCCAAGCGCGCUCAUCAACUCCGGCAGUUCGAAUGACAAGAUUGUCUGUCGGAACGGCGAUCGACGAGAUCGCAGCCGUGGCACUGAUCCGGUUUAUGACCAGGUCGCAGGCGAAUCAGAUGCUUUCGGCUCGAUGACUCAAAGCGGCUCAACUGCUCCCCUCUCCACUCUCUCCUCUUGUUCCACGGUCAACGAUCCGACCGAGACCAUCUCUGUUGGCAGCAGGUCAAGUGAUCCGACGUGUGAAUUAAACAAAUCCAGCGUCACAUCAGCCACACGUACUCCAAUCAGUUUGUUUGACCUGACCGCCAGUGGCCAUAUCCCCCCUGUGUCUCAUGCCGCAGACUCUGACAUCACCACAUGCGUAGGUCCAAUUCCAGGUUCCCGGCGUCUUCAUCUACCGCACACCGGUCGCGUUGUGCAACGCAGAGCCAGUGUCCCAUGUGUUCAAAAUGGCGUGGUCAAAUUUUCAGCCGAGUGCCCUCUUUCGCCUAUCCUUGAAGCUACCAACCUCGCUUUAGAUCCACUUUCCCGCGGCCCCACAUUCAGCAAUACACAAUCGGCCAAACUGUGCGAUCCGUGCUGUGUCGCCGCUCGCAACGAAGUCGAACGUCUACGCAAAGAAAAUAUGGAUUUGCGCGUCAAGAUGUCUGAAUUGCAAGAGGCGAAAAACGCGGUGGAAGAGCGUCUACGAAACUUGGAGGACCGCGUGCAGCAGGUUGAUUCGGUCGUUGAAACCCUGAAAGACGAAAAGUCUGCUUUGUUGGCUGCCUUUUCCGCCGGUAUGAUAAUGACUCAUAUUCCUCCUGGUCCUCACAAACCAAGCACUCGGACAGCUCCGUCUGAUCGAGCCACUGUUGACGCAGCGGUUUCGAGUGGCAACCAAUCGCAACAGGCAUGCUCCUUCUCUGACACGUAUGAUGAGGAUUACAAGGUGAAUUACGCAGACCGACGACCGGACACAGGUAACUAUUCCGUUGGAUCCCAUUGUUUGGACUCCGGUAUCCUGCUACGCCAAGGGAUUAUACUACGCGCCGGUGGAGGCAGUCGAAGUGGUUCUCCAGCUUCGUCCAGUCCGUCAUCCCAGUCGCUGUCGGUAGCGUCAGCGACGGUCGCUCCAAACAGCCCGUUGGUCAAAACCAAAGAGGAAUGUUUGUCUGCUGGAUCCUCCCAGUCCAGUAUCAAUGCCCCGGGGGUAGCACGAUCUCAUCUGAUACCGUACGUGAAUAUGCCUCCGACACAACCGCAACGAGUUAUCGCAAUGAUCAAGGGCACACCUACACCUGCAGCGAAUGAACCCCGAGUGCUUUCGACCACCAUUCCAAGCUCGGCACUAAUCACCCCAAAUCCAUCGGACACAGCGACCGAUUACACCUCUCCUAAUUCGACCGGAUCCGCCUCCCCUGCUCCUAUUCCUCCGGCUGAGAAUUUAGUGACCAAGCCGAUUACAAACAACGGCCGCCCAGAACCUGGCAACAGGCAUCCUGGUCAACGUCAUCAACAGGAAAUCCAGACCCCCCACAAUGACCAAAUACUGACUUCCGUCUCCGCCUCGCUUGAUUACGAUGUGCCACCGGACCAAAUUGGAUACUCAGCCAGCUCCAACGUGACAAGCAGAGUCAUUAUCCCUUACGCGCCGGGAAUUAACGGCAGCCCCACCAGGUUUCGAGCUCCCACUUCGGAUCGUGUCGUUCGAUCUGUGGAGGCCAUUAUUGUGCGAAUUCGCGAACUGGUGCAGCUGGCAAACGGUAAACAAACCGGGGACUUCGCCCACUGUUCGCUUCUCAUUCAAUCCGCCGCGAAAGACAUCCUGAGCCUGUUCCCUCCGUUCGGGCAGUGUCCAAGCCGAAUUGAACGUGCGCUUCUCGAUCUAUCCUCUGCAUCCAAUCAAUUGCGGCCGCAUUGUGAGCUCAUGUCACGUCGGUUGAAGUCUUCCGGUGCAGCUCAGCGUCAAGGUAGCGGGGCCACCGGUGUAAUUCCCCGAGCUCUCGCACCCGAAGUGAAUACGCUGAUUCAGCAUACACACCAAAUUGCUAAAGCUGCCAAGGAGCUACUAUCCAUUUUCCAACGUUCCUCAUGAUCUCCCAUCGGGCUUCCAUUGCGUCUGCCUUGUCGUGCUCUCCUAGUCCUCUUGAUUUCAGUGCUUUAUCAAGGUACCAAUUCCGUAAUUGAUGUUCACUUCCACUCUCUUUCACGCCUUUUGCAUUCAUGCCGUUGUACAGUGAAAUGCGCCAUCUUUUUGAUUCGUUAUUCUCUUUUACGGUGUUCACGUGACGCACUCAUCAUUCUUGGUUUUUCUUACUUGUAUUUUAUACCCACUAACUUACCCCUGGUACUUUGCACAUACAUUUGUGAUUGUGUCUUCUCUCUUUGGCAUCUUUUAAUUUUCCUUUCCCUUUGACCAUUAUUAUUAAACCAUAUGUUUUCUUCA